This is a messenger RNA of Scophthalmus maximus (turbot), 6120 nucleotides long. It is a transcript of the gene kdm4c, whose product is annotated as lysine (K)-specific demethylase 4C. The record is from RefSeq and is a predicted model, not a curated record. Gene Ontology annotation, cellular component: nucleus. NCBI's taxonomy places the organism in Eukaryota, Metazoa, Chordata, Actinopteri, Pleuronectiformes, Scophthalmidae. Gene Ontology annotation, molecular function: histone H3K36 demethylase activity; histone H3K9 demethylase activity. Gene Ontology annotation, biological process: chromatin remodeling. The coding region runs from base 264 to 5201 and encodes 1645 amino acids. The transcript is spliced from 22 exons.
CUGCGGGCCCCGCAGAUCUCACAGUGCACGGAUGCAACGCGCCGCACCGCAGUCGGCCUCCACCGCCGCGGUGCGCAGCGCAGCAGCAGUGGGGGCGGACUGAAACGCAGCCGCUGCUUUCACUGCACGAAGCGGCAGCAGCAGCAGCAGCAGCAACCACCAGAGCAGCUGUCAUGUGAAUCAGCUGGACGAACAAGGAAGCGGAUUAACAACACCACCACUCAGCCUCUCUAAAUUAAGGUUAUAUCUGGUGAAGCGGCAGGAUGGCGGGUGCAGAGGUGUACACCCCUGCAAACCCCACCUGCAAGAUAAUGACCUUCAGGCCCACCAUGGAGGAGUUCAGGAACUUCAAUCAGUACCUGGUCUAUAUGGAGUCUCAGGGUGCUCACCGCGCUGGCCUGGCUAAGGUGAUCCCUCCUAAAGGCUGGAAGCCCCGGCGUACCUAUGACGACAUAGAUGAUCUGAUGAUCGAUGCUCCUAUCCAGCAGAUGGUGGCUGGCCAGUCGGGGCUCUUCACUCAAUACAACAUCCAGAAGAAGCCUCUUAGUGUGCAGGAGUUCAGGCGACUUGCAAACAGUGACAUGUACUGUACUCCUCGCUACCUGAAUUAUGAAGAUCUUGAGAGGAAAUAUUGGAAGAAUCUCACUUUUGUCUCGCCCAUAUAUGGUGCUGAUGUCAGCGGCAGCCUCUAUGAUGAGGAUGUAGAGGAAUGGAACAUUGGCCACCUCAACUCCGUCUUGGACGUUAUCGAGGAGGACUGUGGCGUAUCAAUCCAGGGGGUUAACACUCCAUACCUGUACUUUGGCAUGUGGAAGACCACUUUCUCCUGGCACACUGAAGAUAUGGACCUGUACAGUAUCAACUACCUCCACUUUGGCGAGCCCAAGUCCUGGUAUGCCAUCCCCCCUGAGCAUGGGAAGAGACUGGAGCGUCUGGCUACAGGUUUCUUUCCUAAUAGCUUCAAGGGAUGUGAGGCUUUUCUUCGGCACAAGAUGACUCUAAUCUCCCCCUCCAUACUGAAGAAGUAUGGCAUUCCCUUUGAUAAGAUUACUCAGGAAGCUGGAGAGUUCAUGAUCACCUUCCCUUAUGGCUACCACGCUGGCUUCAAUCAUGGCUUCAACUGUGCAGAGUCCACCAACUUUGCCACUCUGCGCUGGAUAGACUAUGGAAAGGUGGCCACACAGUGCACGUGUAGCAAGGAUAUGGUGAAGAUAUCCAUGGAACCCUUUGUGAAGCGUUUUCAGCCUGACCGGUAUGCUAACUGGAUGCUGGGAAAGGAUUCGACUCCAAUCGAUCACACACAUGCCACUCCCAGUACAACACCAGAGCUGCAGAGCUGGUUGCAGAGGCGCCACAAGACCAAACCUGCUAAUAAAGGCAGUAGCCACUCUCGUAUGCGCUCAAAGCGCCUCAGAACCACAGAGGAGCCCGUUGGCCUGGAUGACAGCUCAAUGCUCGGCAGCAGCAAGAGGAAAGGCCUGGGUGGUCCUCCUGCGCCCAAGGUGCGAAGGUCUGUAGCAGGAACAAACUGCAGGGAAGAAGAGAAAGGGAAGAAAAAAGAAGCUGAGUCAAAGCACAACCAGAAUCAGAUCUCUAUUCAGCUUCCUGAUCCUUGCAGACAGAUGUGUGUGGUGAAGGUAAAUCGCGUAGAGAGUAAUAUUUUUGGAUUUUCAAACAAGGAACCGUCCCAUAACUCUCACAGCAGCUCGUUUCCCCCCCCGCCCUCGCCAGUAAAGAAUGACUUAAAGGCAGAAACAGUCACUCACGUUGACCCUCAACUCCUCUCAGGGUCAGGGGUCCCAAGCAGGACUCCUGAAGGACUCAGCCAAGGGCCUGAGGCUACCCAGAUGCAUCCCAGAAUUAAUGAGUCAAGGUGUUGCUCUGCUGAACCACAAGACCUCUCAACUUCUCAGGACGGCUCUGACAGAGUCCCUCACCCGGAGGCCAACAAACUCUGCUCAUCUCCUCACACUACAAGCACUACUGCUGAGAACGAGAUGAACCUAUGUGCCCCUGACUGUGACGCUCAGACAAAUAGUUCCUCCUGUAGAGAAGACACUUUAAGCUUAACACCAAACACUGACUGUAGCAUGGACACGGGUACUGAGAAUGACACUAACAACAAGCAGAGAAAAUGGACAAAAGUUGUUGAUCCAAAACAUAUCAAUUCACACUCCACCAAAGAAGCACUUUAUGAUCUCAAAGCUGAGCCAGUAGGGGGGGAUAGUUGCACACCAUGUUGCUCAAUCGCCCCUUCUGGACACAAUAUAGAAAAAAGCAGCAGGGAGGAAAGUCUUUUCCCUCCUCUGCUACAGAGCAAUGCAGCGGAUAUGCCACAACUCACCCCAGAGACAGCGGAUAAGGCUGGAAUCUGCCCUUUGCCACCUGUACUAACCCAAGAGAUGCCCUCCCUCACCCCCGCUGAUGAUGGAGUAACUGAUGCCCCGAAAACUACACCGUGCAGUUACCAGGCUGCACCUGUGUUACAGCGGGAGACACCAACUGGCUCUUUGUCCUCACAUGGAGCCAAGCGGAAAGAGAAAGGAACUCAAUUAAUGUUAUCAAAAGAUCCUCUUACAGUAGAACGUGCCAACAACUGGCAUUUAGAUUCUCAAUACAGUUGCCAAGUUGCAGUAGCGUCGGGUUCAGAAGGAAACGCGGCUCAUUUAACUGCCAAUGCUAUGCACAAAAUAACAUCUGGUGGUGUCCACGAAAUGCUAAUAAUGCCAGACAUUACUGCAGAAAAAGAUCAUACGAAGCUGGAAAAUCUUACUCCUGGGCAGAGUGAAGCUUCGCCUGGCCAGCUAUUUCAGAGUGAUGCGCCUCCAACAGAGCAGAAAUCCAACUUAGCUGAGUUACCAAGUAAAGAUAACUCAAAAGACCCAGCUGAGAGAGACGGCACAUUAAGUCUGAGCACAGCUGGGUCUCUAUUAACAAGUACGUCGAACAAUUUUCCCCCAGCCCCUUCCCUUCCUUUAUGCAAUCAAAAUGAGAGCCACUCAGCAUUAAAACUAAACCUUCACACUACAUACUCUCCUUCACAUUGUACUUCCACGAACCCAUACAUUGAGCCCAAACCAUUCUCCAGCAGCAUCUGGAAAAACUUCAAUUCCCAGAGUCCUGCAGUACUCAUCCAGAGUCUGCACUCAGAGCUCCCCUCUGACUUCACCCAUGACCCUCUACCUUACACCAUGUGGACUGAACCUCAGUGCAAAGAAGUCACAGACCUGGAGGACCCAGACCAAGAGUCGGAGAACCAGGGAGAAGAAGGUGGGCCUCUCACCUGGGCACAGCUCGAGCCCACCUCUCUGGUUUCAGUAGGUGCGGUGGAGCCCCUGGGACUUUGUGGAGAGUUUGAGCUCCAGAGAGGGGAAGUGGAAGGGGCUGAAGCCCUCUCCCUGUGCAGGGAGCUGGGGAGACAAAGGGAGGAAGAGGAGAGUCUACAUUCAGAUACUGGUGUUUUACCUUGUGGGAUGGGAGGAGAACAGGAUUUGGUAUCUGAUAUGGAAGAAGGGGCAUCUGAUGGUGAACAAGCUGAGCAACAACAUAGUGUCAAGGGAGAGAGUAGUAGGGACUCAUCUGAUGAGGAAGAGGAGGAAGAAGAAGAGGAUGAAAAUGAUACAAUUAACUGUGAGUGUGAGGAACUAGGCCUGGAACCUGGGGAGGUUUGUGCUUACCCUGCCCUGUCAGUGAAGAGGACCUCUAAGAGCUGGCGCCACCCACUCAGGAAACCUACUGCAAGGGCUGUAACCACUGCUGUCAAACAACAGGGCACCAGUGAUGAUGAGCCCCCUGAAGCAAGCCUGGCCGAGGAGGAGGAGCAGGAAAUGGAAGUGUGGGCAAAGCCCCUCAUCUACCUGUGGCAGAACAGGAAGAGCUGCUUCACAGCAGAGAGGGAGUACAACGCUCAUGCAGCCACCGUGCAGCCGUACUGUGCUGUGUGCACACUCUUCAUGCCCUAUUAUCAGCCUGAAGACAAAGCAGAGGAUAAAAGACCUGCCACAGAUAAGGACACUUCCAUACCUUCCUCUCCAAUUGAGGACCCCACGCAUCCCUGUCGAGGUCUGAGGAGGAGCAAGCCCCUCGUCCCAGAGAUCUGUUUCUCUUUCCGGGAGCAGAACUGUCCCCCAACUCCCACCAACCCUCUGCUACAGGAAGAUGGCACCUCCCCCCUGCUCUACUGCCAGGGCUGUUGCCUGCAAGUACACGCAAGUUGCUAUGGUGUUGCUGCAGAUGACAUCAGCAAGCAAUGGUCGUGUGAUCGCUGUACAGAAGGAAGCUUUACAGCAGAAUGCUGUCUCUGUAAUCUCAGAGGUGGAGCUCUGAAGAAAACGCAAAACGACAAAUGGGCCCAUGUGAUGUGCACUGUAGCGCUGCCAGAGGCGAGGUUCAGUGAUGAAGCCAAAAGAAGUCCCAUUGACACCAGUAGGAUCCCCAUGCAGCGAUAUAAACUGAAGUGCAUCUAUUGUCGUAAACGCUGUGCAGGGAGGCGACAGGCAGGCGCUUGUAUCCAGUGCUCAUGUGGCCGGUGUCCCACCUCCUUUCAUGUGACCUGUGCUCACGCCGCUGGUGUGGUCAUGGAGCCUGAUGAUUGGCCGUAUGUUGUGUCAAUCACCUGCCAUAGACACCAGUCACGGAGUUCGUCAGCUAAGCAGCGAGCGUGCCAGUCGGCCAUCUCACUGGGUCAGACGGUGAUCUCCAAACACAAGAACCUGCGCUACUACAGCUCCAAGGUCACGCAGAUCAGCUCCCAGAUGUUCUACGAGGUCAUGUUCGAUGACGGCUCCUUCUCCAACGACACCUACCCCGAGGACAUAGUGAGCAGAGAUUGUGUGAAUCUGGGUCCUCCGGAAGUGGGAGAAGCCGUUCAAGUGAAAUGGCCCGACGGACUCUUCUACGGGGCCAAAUACCUGGGAUCCAGCGUCUCCUACAUGUACCAGGUGGAGUUUGAGGACGGGUCUCAGGUGCUGGCAAAGAGAGAAGAUGUGUAUACUUUAGACGAAGACCUGCCUAAAAAGGUGAAACGUAGACUUUCCACGGCCUCGAGCAUGCGUUUCCAGGACACCUUCUUUACCACACAGUGCGAGAGGAAACGGCAGAGAACACCCAAUUCUCGCUUCCAGAAAGACUAUGUGGCCCUGCCAGGCCUCCGUACACCUGCCAAAAGCACAUGGGAGCACCGCAGCCACAAAGGGAAAUGAAGUCAUAGACCAGGAUCGAUGACAAAUGAAUGCACUGCAUUAACAGUGGAUGUACAGGGGAGGCUGUUUGUGUGCGUGUGUGCGCGUGUGUGUACGUUUUUUUCAGAUCUUCUUCCAUCAUUGCAACUUGUGCCCGCACAAAUUCUGUGAAUAGAUCAGGUGACACAGCUUGUGGGAACGGGUGAUUUUGGUUCGAUGGACAUACAAUUCUGUGUGUGCUUGUACAAUAUCAAUCAGUGAUCGGUGCAGAGGGGGUUUGACAGGCUGGAGAUGGUUUCUGAUUGAACAGCUGGACUCUUUUAAAAUGGGUAACAGAGGGCAUCGUUGCCUCGGUUGCCCUGUGCUUUCACAUCUGUCAGGGAAAAUAAAUGUGACUUACAAUGGCCACAUCACCCUUUUUUUGAAAAUAACUUUUUUCUUUGUACAUGGAAAAUUAAAAAGUGAGAUUUUUCUAAAUGGCUUGCCUAAGGUAGCUUUUUAGGGAUCUGUUAUUUCCAGCUUUGAUUUGAAAUAUUUAUGCACUUUGCUUGUAGUAUUUUCCUAAUGUCUUAAUGUUUCGCCCCCUGCAUGUUAAACCUCGUGUCCUUACUGCUUCUUCUGGGCCGAGUUCAAUUACACCACAAUGACUUCCUCUCUCUGCAUGUUUGUUUUCCCCCCAAUCCAUACAGACAAAAGUGAAUUGUGUCAUUUGACACUGAAAAUUAAUCUUUGCAAAUUAAAGACAGUAAAAGACUGAGACAGGAAGUCACGCUUGUGUGUUGGAUUCUGUGCCCUACUAAUGUGAAAUGCUACUGUUGCUCUGUUGGAUGAGACACAUUGUUAAUAAUUUAAAAUUUGUAUUUAUUUUUUGGCUUGCUAUAGUUAAACUAUUGCUAACUGCUGUGAGGAAAACAAUAAAAAAUUAGAUUUGUUUUUUUUA